GGCGGCCGGUCCCGCUGGUCCAUGGUGUGGUCCGCGAGUGGGGUUAUCAUUCGUAAAUUACAGGUGAUCUGCCUGGAAUAAGCGCUUAGUUUUAAACAGGGGUGUUGUUGUCGCUCGUGUCUGUGAAGCGGUGGUGGUCUUGCACUCACUUGGAUUAAGUAUUGGCCUGGAAGCGUGUGGUGUCUAUCGAGGCGCCCGGCGAAGGUGGCAGGUUGUAGUUACGCGGGUACUACUCUGAACCCACAAGAUGAUGCGACUGUUAGGCCUUUACGGGGUUAUUCCCAAAGGUGCAAGGACCUUCUCGACAUCAAGGAGCUGUGAGAAGCUUCGUGUGGCCAUUAUCGGCCAGAGCACGUUCGCCGGCGAGGUGUACAAGCUGCUGCGGAAGGAUGGCCACACGGUGGUGGGCGUGUUCACCGUGCCCGACCAGGGCUCCCGGGAGGACCCGGUCGCGACCACGGCCGCCGCCGACGGCGUCCCUGUGUUCAAGUUCAAGUCGUGGCGGAAGAAGGGCGUGGCGCUACCCGAGGUGCUGGAGAAGUACAACUCGGUGAACGCCGAGCUGAACGUGCUGCCCUUCUGCAGCCAGUUCAUCCCGAUGGAGGUGAUCAACGCGCCGCGCCACCAGAGCAUCUGCUACCACCCGUCGCUGCUCCCGCGCCAUCGCGGCGCCAGCUCCAUCAACUGGACUCUGAUGUGCGGCGACAAGAAGGCCGGCUUCUCGAUCUUCUGGGCGGAUGACGGCCUCGACACGGGCCCCAUCCUGUCGCAGAAGGCCUGCGACGUCGACCCGGACGACACCGUCGACACGCUCUACAACAAGUUCAUGUACCCCGAGGGUAUCAAGGCCAUGGCGGACGCGGUGAACCGCGUGUCGGCGGGCCACGGCGCCGCGGCGAGACGCAGCCAGAGGAGGGGCGCCACCUAUGAUCCAUUCCCAACAAGAAGGAGCUGGUGCGGCUGGAGCUGGAACGUGUCCCCCGCCGAGGAGAUCCACAACUUUAUCCGCGGCCUGACCAGCUCGCCAGGUGCGUGGAUCGUGAUGGAUGGGCAGGAGACCAAGCUGUACGGAUCGAAGCGGUUCUCGGGCGCGCGGCCCGACGGCACCGAGGUGGCCAUCGAGGGCUGCGACCGCCCGGGCGUCAUCUGCUCCCAUGGGCUGAUCCUCACCGGAUCCGACGGAAAGAUGGUGUCGGUGGCGCGGCUCUCUGUGGCAGGCAAGAUGGUGCAGGCGGCCCGGUACGGCCAGGCGGAGGAGGCGCGUGAGCGGUUGGAGCUGACCGCCGAGGAGCAGGCCCUCUCGGACGCGCUCCGGCGCACCUGGGCCGACAUCCUGAAGAUCGAGGUGGCUGACGAGACCGACUUCUUCGCCGCCGGCGCCGGCAGCAUGGACGUUGUCAGGCUGCUGGAAGAUGUGAAGCAGAGGAGUGGGAUUGAGCUGCAGAACGAGGACGUGUUCAUGGCCUCCAAGUUCGACGACUUUGUCCAGACGGUGGUCUUCGUGUCUCGCGGCGGCAGCCUUAAACCAGAGUUCACUUACGACGCCAUCAAGAUGCACGUCAACAACAUGGAUAUUUCCUUCCCCCAUCAGGUGUUCAUCAAUAACGAGUUCUCCGAGAGCACCACCGGCCGUCAGAUCACGUCCAUCAACCCGGCCGACGAGAAGCCCAUCUGCGACGUGGCGCGGUCGUCUCCGGCGGACGUGGACCGCGCUGUGAAGGCGGCGCACGUGGCGUUCACCGAAGGCGAAUGGGGCAAGAUGAACGCUCGCGACCGGGGCGCGCUCAUGUACAAACUGGCCGACCUCAUGGACCAGCACAAGGAGGAGCUGGCCACCAUCGAGACGAUCGACUCGGGCGCCGUCUACACGCUGGCGCUUAAGACGCACGUGGGCAUGUCGAUCGACACGUGGCGCUACUUCGCCGGCUGGUGCGACAAGAUCCAGGGCAAGACCAUCCCCAUCAACAACGCCCGGCCCAACCACAACCUCACCAUCACCAAGCGCGAGCCGAUCGGCGUGUGCGGUCUGGUGACGCCGUGGAACUACCCACUGAUGAUGCUGUCCUGGAAGAUGGCCGCCUGCCUGGCGGCCGGCAACACGGUGGUGAUCAAGCCGGCCCAGGUGUCGCCACUGACGGCGCUCAAGUUCGCCGAGCUGGCCGUCCACGCCGGCUUUCCGCCCGGCGUCAUCAACGUUGUGCCCGGCUCAGGCGGCGAGUGCGGCCAGGCGAUCGCCGACCACCCGCUGGUGCGCAAACUGGGCUUCACCGGCUCCACCGAGAUUGGCAAGGUCAUCAUGAAGUCGUGCGCCGAGUCCAACCUGAAGAAGGCCUCGCUCGAACUGGGUGGCAAGUCGCCGCUGGUCAUCUUCGCCGACGCCGACCUGGACAAGGCCGUCCGCAUGGGCAUGAGCAGUGUGUUCUUCAACAAGGGCGAGAACUGCAUCGCCGCGGGCCGCCUGUUCGUCGAGGAGUCCAUCUACGACGAGUACCUGCGCCGCAUUAUCGAGGAGAUCGGGAAAAUGACAAUCGGCGACCCGCUGGACCGGUCCACGCAGCACGGGCCGCAGAACCAUCGCGCCCACCUCGACAAGCUGCUGGAGUACGUGCAGACGGGCGUGGCCGAGGGUGCCCGGCUGGUGGUCGGAGGUAAGCAGGUGGACCGGCCCGGCCUUUACAUGGAGCCCACCGUCCUGGCCGACGUCGAGGACCACAUGUUCGUGGCUAAGGAGGAGUCCUUCGGCCCCAUCAUGGUCCUCUCCAAGUUCGCUGAGGGCGACGUGGAGGGUGUGGUGCGUCGGGCUAAUGAUACCGAGUACGGCCUGGCGUCCGGUGUCUUCACGCGGGACAUCAACAAGGCGCUGUACGUGUCGGACCGGCUGGACGCCGGCACCUGCUUCGUCAACACCUACAACAAGACGGACGUGGCCGCCCCCUUCGGCGGCUUCAAGCAGUCCGGCUUCGGCAAGGACCUCGGCGAGGAGGCUCUCCAGGAAUAUCUCAAGACCAAGACCAUCACGUUCGAGUACUAAUCGCCCGCCCAUGGGGCGGCGCUGCCACCGCAGCCGGGGCUGGGUGGGAUCCCUCCCCUCCCCCGGACUGCUUAGGUCACAACGAGACGUCUCCCUGGUGUCUGUUGCUGUGUUGGGGAGCUGCGCCCGGCUCCCGGGGCGUUACGGGAAAGAUUGAGGGUGUAUCGAGGCGAGGGGAGGGCGGACGCGGCACCUCCAUGGGUGCUCAGCGACGAGCGGUGUCCAGGCCGUGGAGUACGGGUCGCAAGUGCUUCCAACGGUCCAGUCGGCUACUGGGCUGUUUUGAAACAAUCGCCGCUCCGAUGUCCGUGGCGGUCGGAGCACCGAUGUACGUAACGAGUGGCCCUUGUAUCCACUGAACACAAAUGUCAAUCGUCUGAAUCAUCAAGGAUCAUGCUGUGGUGCUAGUUGGCCGGGAAUAACGCACGUUGUUACUGUCGGCCGAAUGGUGACAUCUAGACACGGGACUUUGUACCCGCAUUGCCGCCGAGCCUUACUGUACUCUGAACCGAGUAAUUGUGUGGACGGUGCUACUGCGGACCGUUUGUCGAGUGCAGCGGGUCCUGCGCUGCGCCCCCGGGUCUGCCCCGCCGAGUCGAGCCGAGCCGCGCCGCGCCACUCGGGCGGGGGAGGGCGACGGCCGGCCGGUCUGUGGGGUAGACCCGUGGCGUCUCCCGGCCCUCCGGUGCGCUCCCACCGCCAGUCGCUGCGGCGAUACGGCGCUAGUGCGUCACUGCCGAUCGCGAACAUGAUCUUUUGGAACGUAACACUUUCGGUUUGUGUUAUGCUUCUCAUGCGAUUUUACUAGAGUCUCAGUUCUGGGCUGUGACGGGCGUUGAACUGCCGGCGCAGGGUGUUUUAAUGCGUUUAUAGGUAUGCUUACAAAGCGUGGCGUUUUGUUGGUGUUGCUGGCUUGGUUUCUGGGAGUUGCAACAAGGACGAUGGUUUAUGCGAGCAGACUAACUUUGGCGGAGCUUUUACUGCUGUGUAUCUGCCCUUAGUCUGCAUGCAGUGAUUUGUUUCUGUAGAUGCCGUCUAACCACGGCUAUUAUUUUCCGGGCUGGUGUAUAUAAUCUCUUUGGGAGCCGCCACACCUUUACUAGGUACCGGUGGUGUCAUGCGCGUCUCGUACUGAUCUGUACAGGGGGGCGGAGACCGGCUGGCUGUCUUCUGACGUCUGGUCGCGGGACGGGGUGUGGGCCGCGGACGGGGUUUGGUGACUGGUGUCUGGGUGCGGUGCUGGUCACGCCUCACCUAGCGGUCGGCGGCGGUCGCCCGGCGGCUUCCCUGCCCGUGAGCGUGUGUGUACUGCCCGGGCCGGGGAGUCCGCUCGAGGUGGUGUCGGGGCUGGCUGGCGUCUGGGGUUCGGCCGCAGCUGCCGGACUGCCCGACAAUGUCCUCUGUAGAGGUGGCAGCUGUCGGCCCGCUUGGUACCCGAGCGUCCUCUAUGGAGGUGGCAGCUGCUAUUCCGCCGGGUCCCUGACGCGCUGGUGGUCGGUGGGGCCUGCCGCCGCUCGGGUUACACUGGAAGCGGGCGGUGGCGGGCCGGGAAGCAAACACCAAGCCCUAUCUUGUGCCAUGCCGCGUGCCGACCGGACGCGGGCCAGUGACGGUUGGGCACGGGUGGCGGUCCCAGUGACGGCUAGGCACGGGUGGCGGUCCCAGUGACGGUUGGGCACGGGUGGCGGUCCCAGUGACGGCUAGGCACGGAUGGCGGUCCCAGUGACGGUUGGGCACGGGUGGCGGUCCCAGUGACGGUUAGGCACAGGUGGCGGUCUCAGUGAUGGUUGGGCACAGGUGGCAGUCCCGGACGGACUCGCAGCUCAUAUGUGACUCGCUCAACGUCGACUAACAGUGGGAUCAGCGAGACCCGUGCUCCCCGUGUUGCACUCUGCGCUGAAACACGUCAUCUGCGAUGCGACGGGUCCGUGGUGUAGGCCGUCAAACCUGUGCAGCCAAACUCUCGUGGACCGUUUGCAAUAUAAGCCUGUGUGGAGUAAGA
Molecule: messenger RNA, 5033 nt
Organism: Pollicipes pollicipes
Lineage: Eukaryota; Metazoa; Arthropoda; Thecostraca; Pollicipedomorpha; Pollicipedidae
Product: cytosolic 10-formyltetrahydrofolate dehydrogenase
Exons: 18
Coding region: 248-3031 (927 amino acids)
Biological process (GO): one-carbon metabolic process; biosynthetic process; 10-formyltetrahydrofolate catabolic process
Cellular component (GO): cytoplasm
Molecular function (GO): oxidoreductase activity, acting on the aldehyde or oxo group of donors, NAD or NADP as acceptor; formyltetrahydrofolate dehydrogenase activity
Source: RefSeq, a predicted model, not a curated record